This is a messenger RNA of Ilyonectria robusta, 642 nucleotides long. RefSeq lists its product as uncharacterized. The coding region runs from base 102 to 398 and encodes 98 amino acids. The record is from RefSeq and is a predicted model, not a curated record. The transcript is spliced from 2 exons. NCBI's taxonomy places the organism in Eukaryota, Fungi, Ascomycota, Sordariomycetes, Hypocreales, Nectriaceae.
UCUCGGUCCAGUCUGGUUGAGGACCUCGUUUUCCACCCACACAGUACACUUCUCACCCGACACAAAAUCAUAUACCAUUAAGCUUCAAGGGACAUCAAAGAAUGGCUAGCGAGAAAGAAAACCUCGUCCGCGUCACUGGCGAUGGAGACGAGAGUCACAAACCAAUACCCACUCAAGUCAUUACUAGGGGUGAUGUGAGACGUUUCGGGAUUCUUAUCAUCUGGCAGAUGUUUAACAUGAUAAACAUGGCUGUGAGAUUGGUUGAUUGGAAGGGUUGGAGCCAGGAAAGCCGCUCAAACAAAGGAUGGCUUAUAGCAGGAACUAUUCAAACAAUACUUACAAUCUUCGCGGUUAUCGCGGAUUAUAUAGUGUGGCUACGGACAUUGAAGGAGAGAUAGAACCAAGGUCAGGGCGAAAGAAGUAGGUCCCACACUCCCGAAUCUCCCCGCGAUUAGCAGAAAACAAGGCAAACGCCUUCUCUCCGAUCUGGGAUCAGCUUUGAAUCAGCUUUGACGUGGCAGAAUCGGCGUGAAGCGACACGGAUCAGUUGUUUAUUUCGAAGGAUGAGGAAUAUUAUUAAUCUACCCGAAUUUCUAAAUGACGCUCCAGCGGUGAUAAAUCCAAUCGGUACGAUCAGAAGCA